Molecule: messenger RNA, 2416 nt
Organism: Oryza brachyantha (malo sina)
Lineage: Eukaryota; Viridiplantae; Streptophyta; Magnoliopsida; Poales; Poaceae
Product: ABC transporter G family member 11-like
Exons: 10
Coding region: 10-2166 (718 amino acids)
Cellular component (GO): membrane
Molecular function (GO): ATP binding; ATP hydrolysis activity; ABC-type transporter activity
Source: RefSeq, a predicted model, not a curated record
AGGCGAGCGAUGAAGAAGCAGGGGGUGGUGGCGGGGGCGGCGGCGGUGGCGGCGGCGGGGAUGGUGAAGGCGGAGCUGGAGGACGUGGGGAAGGCGGCGGGGGGAGCGGCGGCGGCGGCGGUGGCGCUGAGCCCGCUGAGCGAGACGCUGUGGCGGGAGAAGGCGGCGGCGGAGUUCCUCGGGGACGUGUCGGCGCGGCUGGCGUGGCGGGACCUCACCGUCACCGUCGUGCUGGGCGGCGGCGGCGGCGAGACGCAGGACGUGCUCCAGGGGCUCACGGGCCACGCCGAGCCUGGCACCAUCACGGCGCUCAUGGGACCCUCCGGCUCCGGCAAGUCCACGCUGCUCGACGCCCUCGCCGGCCGCCUCGCCGCCAACGCCUUCCUCGACGGCACCGUCCUCCUCAACGGCCGCAAGGCCAACCUCUCCUUCGGCGCCGCGGCCUAUGUGACGCAAGAUGACAAUCUGAUCGGCACACUGACGGUGAGGGAGACCAUCUCAUACUCGGCACGCCUUCGCCUUCCUGACAAGAUGCCCAUGGAGGAGAAGCAUGCCCUCGUCGAGGGGACGAUCGUCGAGAUGGGGCUUCAGGACUGCGCCGACACGGUGGUCGGCAACUGGCACCUCCGGGGGAUCAGCGGCGGUGAGAAGAGGAGGGUCAGCAUCGCCCUCGAGAUACUGAUGAGGCCUAGGCUGCUCUUCCUGGAUGAACCAACCAGUGGUCUUGACAGUGCUUCAGCAUUCUUCGUGACACAGACGCUGCGUGGGCUGGCGAGGGAUGGCAGGACUGUGAUAGCAUCAAUCCAUCAGCCGAGCAGCGAGGUUUUCGAGCUUUUCGACCGGUUGUAUCUCCUGUCAGGAGGCAAAACUGUUUACUUUGGGCAGGCUUCUGAAGCUUGUCAGUUCUUUGCCCAAGCUGGUUUCCCUUGCCCACCAUUGCGCAAUCCAUCGGAUCAUUUCCUCAGAUGCAUAAACGCAGACUUCGACAAGGUGAAGGCCACCCUGAAAGGAUCAAUGAAGAGAAAAUUUGAAAGAUCCGAUGAUCCGCUCGAUCGGAUUAUGACUUCGGAGGCCAUCAGAAGGCUGAUCACCUACUACAAGAACUCACAGUACUACUUCGCUGCGCAGCAGAAAGUCAACGAGAUGGCACGGGUUAAAGGGACAGUGCUGGAUGCAGGAGGGAGCCAGGCUAGCUUCUGGAUGCAGGCUUUCACGCUCACAAAGCGAUCGUUCAUCAACAUGUCCCGGGACUUUGGGUACUACUGGCUCAGGCUCAUCAUCUACAUUGUUGUGACAGUCUGCAUUGGGACAAUCUACCUCAAUGUUGGCACUGGAUACAGCUCCAUUCUGGCAAGAGGUGCAUGUGCUUCUUUCGUCUUCGGCUUCGUCACGUUCAUGUCGAUCGGAGGAUUCCCAUCUUUUGUGGAAGACAUGAAGGUGUUUCAGAGAGAGAGGCUCAACGGGCACUAUGGCGUGCUGGCAUUCGUCAUAAGCAACACGAUCUCGGCAAUGCCAUUCUUGAUCUUGAUCACCUUCAUCUCCGGGACGAUGUGCUACUUCAUGGUGCGCCUCCACCCGGGUUUCACGCACUACCUCUUCUUCGUCCUCUGCCUCUACGCAAGCGUCACCGUCGUCGAGAGCUUGAUGAUGGCCAUUGCCAGUGUCAUCCCCAACUUCCUCAUGGGCAUCAUCAUCGGAGCUGGAAUUCAGGGGAUAUUCAUGCUGGUCUCAGGAUACUUUAGGCUUCCCCAUGACAUCCCAAAGCCAUUCUGGAGGUAUCCCAUGUCAUACAUCAGCUUCCACUACUGGGCACUGCAGGGGCAGUACCAGAACGACCUGAAGGGGCUGGUGUUCGACAACCAGGACGACGAGCUCCCCAAGAUCCCCGGCGAGUACAUCCUGGAGAACGUGUUCCAGAUCGACGUGAACCGAUCCAAGUGGCUGGACCUCGCCGUGCUCUUCAGCAUGAUCGUCAUCUACCGCCUGCUCUUCUUCGCCAUGAUCAAGGUCAGCGAGGACGUCACCCCCUGGGUGCGCGGCUACAUCGCGCGCCGGAGGGUGCAGCAGGGCAAGGGCGGCCGCCGGGCGGAGCUCGCCGCCUCCCGCUCGCCGUCGCUCCGAGCCUACGUCGUCGACGCCGACGACCUGCCGGCUGACCAUCCGUGAAACGGACAUGGCCUGAAAGCCCUGGAAGUCUCAACUCCUGAACCUGAACAAGUGGGAGACAGGAGAGGCAAACAGGAGCAGAAAAAAGAGGCUAAAACUGAACUAAAAAAAAAGGCAACCUGAAUAUCUGAUAUGAUAAUUGUGUGUGUUAUAGUAGUAGCAAUGCUUAAUUAAUCAAGCUGUCUUGUUGUAUUGUUUUGAUAAUACUAAUAUCAAGGUGUAUAUCAGCAGCUGAAUGCAAGUUUAGCUA